AUGCAUCAUUUUAUUAGUUAAAAUACAUGUUUAUAUAAAAUUUUAAUAACAUAUUCCACUUACAGAGUCUAUUUACAUUCUGACUAGUUAUUGACAUGGUGUAUGUGAGUUCAAAUUAUUGAUUUGAAUGUGGACAGUAAAUGAACUUUAUUGUGAUAAAAGUAUGUGCCAUAAUUACUUAAGACAGAAAUGCCACGGGAUAUUUUAAGCGAUAGCUUGGCUGUGCUUAGGAUAGUUGAGCAUGAAGAUGAAGAAAACUGGCCACUAGAAGAUAAGGUGCCCUGUAAAAAAGUUGCAAACUCGAAUUCUAAAGAAAAUAGUCAGAAAUACCCAAAGGAUGACUGUGCUUGUUAUUACAAUUAUGCACUUGGCGAUAGCUCCGCAAACCGACAGAACGAUCCCAUAUAUCAGUACAAGACCAGUAGUUUGCCCGCAGCGUCAUCGAUCAACCAAACCUGGGAUGAAAUUGUUUGUUCACCCUUGCGGAUAGCACCUGAAGAUAUUGCCAAUCAGCUGUCGCUAUUAGACUUGCAAUGUUUCAAGUCGAUUCGUCCAGAGGAGCUCUCUACAUGCGGAUGGACAAAAGCCAACAAACUGACGGUUGCACCAAACGUGGUUGCAUUCACUAAAAGAUUUAACAGGGUGAGCUUUUGGACAGUGCAAGAAAUACUCAAUGGCCAGACGCCGAAAGCAAGGGCUGAAACAUUGGCCCAUUUUAUAAAGGUGGCGAAGAAAUUAUACGACCUUAACAAUCUCCAUUCGCUCUUCGCCGUUAUCUCAGCUUUACAUAGUGCCAGUAUAUACAGGCUUUCGAAAACCUGGGCCUGUUUAUCCAAGAAGGAUAAACAACAAUUUGACAAGCUGGCAGAACUGUUCGGCGAGAAGGACAACUGGACGGCCCUCCGCGAGUACAUGCGCUCUAUUUCACUCCCAUGUAUUCCUUACCUUGGUAUAUUCCUCACAGAUCUGGUUUACAUAGACAUGGCUCACCCGGCCGGAUCGCCGCACCGAGUCGCAAAGAUGGCAGUCGUUUUAAAGGCGCUGGAACGUUACCAAACAUCUGAAUAUGACAUCUUGCCCGUUCCCCAUGUAGCCGUUUAUCUCAACAGCGUGCGUUAUAUUGAGGAGCUCCAGAAGUUUCUAGAAGAUGAUCAGUACAAGUUGUCGCUAAAACUGGAGCCGCCAUCGCCGAUAGGGAGUUGCGCAGGAUCCAAGGAAUCUGUCAAGGAGGUCUCUGUCCUAGGCACCUGUACAUCGUACUCCCUGUCCCCAUCACACCGCUUGGGCUCAGGUUCCCUCCGCCUUCAAGGCACUUACACACAGACUAAGUUUAUACCUACUCACCGGAAAUGUCGUUCACUUGGCUCCAAGUUUCGAAGCGCGAGCUUACCAAGAAAUUUUCACAAGGUCAAUUUCGGUGUGGGUAUAUUUGGGAAAAGUCACAGCGAAGACAAAGAUGGAAAGACGCCGGCUGGUUCGGUGAAUUUGUUGGAUGAUACCCUGCUGGAGUCGCCUAUCUCAGUGGCUGGUGCUAAGAUGUCACAAUCGUUGCCUUACAGUGAUGUGCUGUCAGCAAUGGAUUCAGUGGAGUGCGAUUUCCAAAGUUACGUGAGAAGAAAAACUAUAAUAAAAGACGGCAGGAAGAUAUCGCUCUCUUCUUGGCAGCGUUACUGGUUGCAGAUGUCUGCAAAUAUCCUUAUAUUCUAUGGAUCAAAGACGUUCAAAGGGACAAGCCGAAACGACUUCAGCAAGGAACGUUGCAAGGUGCUAGCAUUGCACGAUGGCUGGCGCGCCGUGUGGCUCCAAACGGAUGCCUCGGAUGCCUUUCAGAUGAUCGACCAUCACUGUGGCACCGUCUACAAAUUCAAGACCGGGUCUGAGGCCACCGCGAAGCAAUGGGCGGCGAAGAUAAAUGAAGUCACAAACAAAAUGGUCAAACCCCUUCCCGCCAAUCUCAUGUCUUUCGAAUAACUCACCCGAAUCUAAUGUACAAUGUACGUAAUGAGUGAUCUGAUUUAUAUGGCAACUUUAAUAACUGAAUCAAAACUACAUUUUAGUAUAUUAUAAAGUUACAUAUAUUAAUUAUACGCUUCAUUUUAGCCGAAGAGGCUUUUGUGCUAUCUUUCCUUUAUAAGAAAGUGCUAUUAUUAAAAUAUAUCGAUGUCAUUAUUGCACUGCACGAGGACUUCAAACCAAAUCACACUCCUACAAAAAUUUGAACCUUUACUGCGUUGUCGAAUUUCUUAUAGAAUAAUAUAAUAUAUACAAACGCAUACUUAGCAGUGGCGAAGGGUCCAUAUAACACGAUGCCUAUAAGCUUUCGCUGAGGUGCUGUUUAAUGAGAUUGAGAGAAAUUAAACUAUUCAUAAUGUAGUUGUUCUUAUUCUCGACUAUACUUCUCACUAAAUGGUUAGCUACUUUACACAAUUCAGUAAAAUUAUCUUUAUUGAAAAAAUUACAAAGUUACCUCUAUACGAAAAUUUUAAGUCAAUUAUGUGUUAGUUAUUUAUUUUAAUUUUGGUGUAUUUGAGUUUUUUUUCUGUGAAAACAUCUCAAUACAGUCCGAUUAAAAUACUGUCGUCGCGGAAUUUAGCUGCUGAAGUUUAGUUGUUUUUCGAUAAUUGAUACUGAUAGGUUUUAUAGUUAGCGAAAGGUGUGUCCACUCGAUUUAGUUUUUAUUCAGGGGAAAGGAGGGCAUUUUUAAAAUCCGGCUACACUUUUAAAAUAUCCACCCUUCGCCACUGAUAUUUUGCUAUGCAGAUAAUUAAGAUUGAUUGAUAUUUCUUAUUGCACGGUUUAAUCAGAGUGUUGUUUGAUCUCGUGUCCUGACCAGCCGUCUGUCUUUCCAUUGCAUUUUAAAAUAAGCCAUUUUCAUAUAAAAGACUUAUUAAAAAAAGAAAAAAAGUUUUUUGCCAUUAAAAAUUAAUUUUCGGUUAGUAAAAAUUCGCCGAAAACCAUUGUAUUUUUAACGAUCUCGGCGUAAAUAUCAAAUACGGCUAAGUCACUAUAUCUUAAUAAAUAAUUAAGUGCCACA
This is a messenger RNA of Pararge aegeria (speckled wood butterfly), 3034 nucleotides long. It is a transcript of the gene RalGPS, whose product is annotated as ras-specific guanine nucleotide-releasing factor RalGPS1. The coding region runs from base 190 to 1971 and encodes 593 amino acids. The record is from RefSeq and is a predicted model, not a curated record. The transcript has 13 exons. Gene Ontology annotation, molecular function: guanyl-nucleotide exchange factor activity. Gene Ontology annotation, cellular component: plasma membrane. Lineage: Eukaryota; Metazoa; Arthropoda; Insecta; Lepidoptera; Nymphalidae. Gene Ontology annotation, biological process: Ras protein signal transduction; positive regulation of GTPase activity.